GUUGGAGUCCAAAAUGGACAGAAAUUUAAUUCGAUCUUCCAAUAAUUAAGCCUUCGUUCAAUUCCUUAUACGUAGUAUAUGAAAGUGUUCAAGUACUUGGUAAUUAAACUCGCUAGCUACCUCAUCUCUUCUUUGUGUCCCUUACUGCCUUAGUCUGCUAAGCUACUUUAAUUUGGCCUUUAGGUUGUCCAUUGAAGCCUACUAUACGUACACACACCACAACACAAAGAAAAGAAAUGGGGUUUGCUUCGAAAAAACUUGGUGAAGCUCUACUACUCUUCUCACUCGUCACCUCCGUGGUGGCCGCCACCUUGCCAAACGACGGUAACCCUAAUUUGGUGAACGCUACGUUGGUUAAGGCCGACAAAAAAGCAGUUUGCUUGCUCGGGAAUCCGGCAGCUUACUUUUACGCGCCGGGAUAUGGUAAUGGGAUUGAAAAUUGGAUUAUUUAUCUUCCCGGGGGCGGAUGGUGCAGAAACGUUAGUGACUGCGAAGACUAUAUUGUAAACAAAGGCGUAGGUUCAAAUCCAGGACCAUUUAAUUUUGAUGGUUUUGGUAUUUUGAGCCCUAAUAAAGAACAAAAUCCCGGCUUUUAUGACUGGAACCGAGUUUUUGUCCGGUAUUGUGAUGCGUCUUCGUGGACGAGCAACUCUCAGGCAUUAACAGCAAAUGGUACUAAGCUAUACUUCAGGGGAAAGAGAAUUUUCAAAGCUGUGAUGAAAGAGUUGUUGCACAAAGGAAUGCGAAGUGCAAAAAAUGCUCUAUUAGUCGGCAGUUCAGCAGGUGGAGUAGCCACAACUAUUUAUUGUGACAAAUUCCGAAGCUACUUUCCUGCUACUUCUACAGUAAAGUGUUUCUCCGAUGGUGCCUAUUUCUUUCUUCCGAAGAAUCGCACGGAAGAGAAUACAUUUCUAUUAAUGUUUAAGGGCCUGGUGAAACUACAUAAAUCAGGAAGUGUGCUGCCGAAAUCUUGUAGAAGAAGAUUAAGUGCAGAAUUGUGUUUCUUUCCUCCAAAUUUAGAGGAGGACAUCACAACACCAAUGUUUUUCUUAAUGUCAGCUUUUGACAGAGUCCAGAUCUUGUAUACUCUGUCAAUUGAUCUUGCUGGUUGUGUCCCUCUCAAGAAUUGCACGUCCAACCAAAUUGAAGCCUCACGAGAGCUUGGGUCGGAGCUUCUAACUGUGCUACCAACGCAAAACAAAGGAUAUCUCAUCACAGCUCCAUUCGCUCAUACUCAAGCGGAUCAGUCUACUUGGAACACUUUUCCUGCUGCACAGACUAAUGAGACUAUAGCAGGCAUAUUCGGUGAUUGGUACUUUGGAAGGAAAAGUGUUGAAAUAAUAGACAAGAAUCCAGGUCCCUACCAAUACCCUACAAGUCGAAGUGGUGCAUAGUCUCGAUGCGAAACGAUAUGAUGAAUCACAUUUUUAUGAAGCCAUUACGAGGACAGAAAAGCCACCUCAGAUAGUUCCGACGAGAAUCACCUUCCAGACUUGUCUAUUUGGGGACUUCCGUGUCACCGUGUGGAAUUGUUUCUUAACUUUUGUAAACAGAAAAGUCAGCUAAAUAAAUGUUAUGUUCACAAAAUAACCUUUUCUUAACACAAGAAAAGUGUAGAUUAUGUCCACAAAAUUUUAGUUUAAGAUUUAAUUGAGAAGUCAGCUAAAUAAAUUAUUGAAAAACUAUGUGUUUUGUAUAUAUUUACACAGUGUAUUUUAAUAAUUUAUUCAACUGACUUCUGAGCUGAGUUUUCAUCAAAAAAACUCUCUCGAGAGUCCCUCAAAUAGACAAAUUCAGACGGUAGUUUCGGUCAGAACUACUUGAGGUGAUUAUUAAUUUCUUUUAUUUAAUUUCUGGUUGUGUAGCAGCUAAUUAUACUGCUUUGAGGGGUCGGUGUAGUAAUUAUUUGCUAAACUCAAUGUUCUCCCUAUAUUCUAAAUAGGGAAAAAUAAUAAAAAUACCCCAAACUUUGAAAGGGUGUGAAGUAAGCACCCAAACUUGCAUAUGUAAUUUAAAUACCCCAAAUUUUAUAUAAAGAUUUAUUUUCGCACCAUUGUCAUGUAUUAUUUCUUUCAAAAAUGUAAUUCUAUGGAGUAAUUGCAUAAUUUAAAAUAGAAAUUUAAAAAUGUUGCAAUUGUAUGGAUUGGGGGUAGCAUUAUUUAUUUCUAAAUGGAAGUUAGAAUGUUAAUUGUGUCUUCAAGAAUUCUAAAAUAUUUUAAAUUUUGCAAUUAACACCAUAAGUUUACAUUUUUGAAAGAAAUAAUAUUUGACUAUGGUGUUAAAAUAACUUUUUAUAUAAAGUUUGAGAUAUUUAAAUUACAUAUGCAAGUUUGGGGUGUUCAUCUCACACCCCUUCAAAGUUUAGGGUAUUUUUAUUAUUUUUCUCAUUCUAAAUAUUUCUUAACUGUGUUUUUAAUC
This is a messenger RNA of Cuscuta epithymum, 2418 nucleotides long. NCBI's taxonomy places the organism in Eukaryota, Viridiplantae, Streptophyta, Magnoliopsida, Solanales, Convolvulaceae. The record is from the annotation of a GenBank genome assembly.